This is a messenger RNA of Mustela lutreola (European mink), 4071 nucleotides long. It is a transcript of the gene MAS1, whose product is annotated as MAS1 proto-oncogene, G protein-coupled receptor. Gene Ontology annotation, cellular component: membrane. The transcript has a single exon. Bases 28 to 1005 code for a protein of 325 amino acids. Gene Ontology annotation, molecular function: angiotensin receptor activity. The record is from RefSeq and is a predicted model, not a curated record. NCBI's taxonomy places the organism in Eukaryota, Metazoa, Chordata, Mammalia, Carnivora, Mustelidae. Gene Ontology annotation, biological process: G protein-coupled receptor signaling pathway.
UGAAGAGCCCCUGCCUGAGGCCUCCUCAUGGAUGAGUCGAACGUGACGUCAUUCGUUGAUGAGAAGUCCACCAACGCCUCCACCGCCAGGAAUACCUCGGCUGGAGACCUGCGUCGGGAAAUUCCAAUUGUGCACUGGGUAAUUAUGAGCAUCUCCCCUCUGGGCUUUGUCGAAAAUGGAAUCCUCCUCUGGUUCCUCUGCUUCCGGAUGAGAAGAAAUCCCUUCACGGUCUACAUCACCCACUUGUCUAUUGCAGACAUCUCAUUGCUCUUUUGUAUUUUUAUUCUGUCUGUUGACUAUGCCUUAGAUUAUGAGCUCUCUUCUGGCUAUUACUACACGAUCGUCACAUUAUCAGUGACUUUUCUGUUUGGCUACAACACGGGCCUCUAUCUGUUGACGGCCAUUAGUGUGGAGAGGUGCCUGUCUGUCCUCUACCCCAUCUGGUACCGAUGUCAUCGCCCCAAGCACCAGUCGGCAUUUGUCUGUGCCCUCCUGUGGGCACUUUCGUGCUUGGUAACCACCAUGGAGUAUGUCAUGUGCAUUGACAGUGAAGGGCAGAGUCACUCUCAAAGUGACUGCAGGGCGGUGAUCAUCUUCAUUGCCAUUCUGAGUUUCCUGGUCUUCACUCCCCUCAUGGUGGUGUCCAGCACCAUCCUAGUGAUUAAGAUCCGAAAGAACACGUGGACGGCCCAUUCCUCAAAGCUGUACAUAGUCAUCAUGGUCACCAUCAUCAUCUUCCUCAUUUUUGCUAUGCCCAUGAGGCUCCUCUAUCUGCUCUAUUAUGAAUAUUGGUCAGCCUUUGGAAACUUGCACCAUAUUUCUCUUCUCUUCUCCACAAUCAACAGCAGUGCCAACCCUUUUAUUUACUUCUUCGUGGGCAGCAGUAAGAAAAAGCGGUUCAAGGAGUCCUUAAAAGUGGUUCUGACCAGGGCUUUCAAGGAUGAAAUGCAACCCAGGCGCCAGGAAGACAAUGGCAACACCACCACAAUUGAGACUGUGGUCUGAGGACAGUGGCAGGAAACCAUGGACAAAAAUGGUGGGGCACAGAUUAUUUGUACUUUGUGCUUGGACUACCACUUCAGUGUGUCCUAAAUAUGGCACGGAAGGAUGCCUCAUCACCUGCAUGAGAUACUCAUUGAUGAUAAGACCCUAUCCUUGUACUGUAUCUUCUGAAAAAACUCAAAAUAUGUUGGACCUCUAUCAUUUCUGUACCUAUGAAGAAACCUUCGGUUCCUCCUCAGCUCUUCCAGCAGCACUUCCCAUGAAUUGUAGAAAUUACUCUGGCAAGAACAUGUACAGAUGAGUAUUGGUGGAGCCAUGUAGCAGGAAGAACAUGGGUGUUGGAGUCAGAUUGACUCUUAUCAUUUGCUGCCUGUGGGAGUUCAGGAAAGUGGUUUGACCUCUCAGAGUCUCUUGUCCUCACCUAUAAACUGUUUAAUAGUAAUAGUCCAUUCCUCCCAGGAUAGUGGUGAGGAUGAAAUGUGGAGUUACGAUAUGCUGCGCACUUGGCACAUUGUCAAUGCUCAAUAAACAUCAGUCUUUCCACCUUGAAAUGCAAGAAGAGAGACCAACUUCUGUUUUGUAACUUGUGCAUGCACGCACACACACAUACACACAGCUCUAUCACGUACAAAUACUGUUAUGUGUUUUCCAAUGUUGAAUGUACAUUUAUGAAGGUCUUUUUGCUUGAAGCAUGAAAGCUUUUCACAGCACAACACCUCUGCUGGAAACAUCUGCAGAUGUUACAACAUCCAACCAGCCACGUGUGAGAGCAUUAUCUUGGGUUGUGAAGAAAAACAUUUGGCCGCCAGUAGAGGAGUUUCUCGUGGCUUUUCCUUCCCUCUGUGAGAAUGCUUGAUGUAAUGAAAGUCUGUUUGGAAAUCCUUUGCUUGAUGUAAGUUUUCAUGAAUGGAACUUAAGUCACAAGUCUGUGAGGGUGAUUAUGUUUUUGGAGCCUCCCCUUCCACCCCCAUGAAGUGAUGGGUUGUUUAUAGCCACAGAGUUGUCAGCAGCAGCCAGACGCAGGUUUCUGCACUUUCAACCCCAUCUCCUCCUGAGCGCUUCUUUGUGUUAGUCCUGGGAGGAGGCCCUGCAGCAGGGGCUGAUGAGUGUUUUGACCACAUCUCAGAGGGUACGUGGACAUUUUCCCCAAGAAAAUCUGUGCAGGGCUUGGUCAAUAUCUUAUUGCUCUGCUGCUCUCCUGCCAUGACUUGUGUCUGAGUCUUCAAACAGCAUGUCCUGGGUCUCCCCUAGGAAACCCAUCAUGGCUCAUAGACUAUCUUACCGUCUUUUGUUUCCUUCUGCCCCUUCUAACUGCUCCAUAAAAAUGGCAAUGCUUCAUGUGGUCCUAAGGGACUAAAAUGUUCAUGCCUAUAAAUGAACCCAUUGGGAUUUAUCUUAACCAUUUGUCUCCCAAGGGUCAGAGAAGCCAUGAUGAAAGGGUUCUGUUGCUGUUCAUUUCUUCUCCAUCCUCUGACUCUCGAAAUGAAUGAUCACCUGUGAUCUGAUCAUGGGAGGGGGGUGGUGGGCAGCUUCACUGGGGGAGAUGCGCAAGUCUCUCCCACCCAGCCGAGCUUGGAGGCUCUUCAGUGGGUGAUGACAUCUGAUUCAGAAACCAGGCAGCUUGUUUUCAGGAGCCCAGAUGGGUGUGGAGUGCUGACAUUUACAAUGAUCUUGUUUUUGAUGGAAAACAGAGCAUCUUCCCUGGGUAAGAACAGAAUAUGGAGGUCAGAGCGGCCCUCAGAUUGCCACCAUCCUCCGGGUGCUGCGCUGGCUUCUGGGAUAGGAAAAAGGGAUCGGCUUCAUCUCAUCUCAAAGGGAUCUUUGGUUUCAAAGAGGAACCUAAAGACUCCAGGGAACAAGGACUUUUCCCCCAUGGAAAAUACGGUGAACUCAUGAGAAGCCUCCAUUGAUUGCCUUCCUGCAGAUAAAGUGGGGAAAUUGAAUGUGAUCAUAAAUAUAAAAAUUCUUCCAAGCUUUUAAAGAGCAAUGUCUUGCAAACAGGUAAGAUUCAGAGUUUAGCAGUGUUCCAAGGACAAAUUCCUCUCUCUUAAAUAAACCCAUUCCCCAAAGUGAACUAUAAGGUUAAAACUAAAACAGGAAGAGUUAAGUAAAUGUGCACAUAUGGAGGAGAGUAGGCUAGAUAUUUUCUACCCUUUGUGCAUGUAGACACUUUGCCUGAGUCAUCAUAGGCUGUGUGUGUGUGGGGGGUGCGUUUCUAUGACUUCCCUGGGCCCCAGGAGAAGGUUGUUCAGAUACAAUGAUUGUCCUUGAUGAAGGGAACAGAUCAUCACAGAUUGCCUUCUCUGCCAGACUCCAUGAUGUGAGCAAGGCCAAGAUGAGCAAGUGGAAAACCCUUGUGGUCUAGAAUAGGAGUGAGGGACGCACACGUGUACUACAGCUCCAAGCUGCACACGAAUCAAGGAUGGGGGAGUGUUCUAAAUGAAGUUGUGUUGAGGUCAAGAGGAAGGUUAAAUCCCAUGUUUUGUAGUAAAAAAAGGACCAUAUAAUGGAGAUGCCUUUUGGUUGCUGGAGGGCAGGUAGGAUUUCAGAGGAGCAAGGAGGUGGGGAAGCUGGCAGAGCGCGACCUGAGCAAAGGUGUGCACACCACCACCUGGGAGAAGCAGGGCCGGUCGCUGUGUCUGCCAGGGGCUGGCUGGAGAAGCAGACCUUGGAGACUUAUAUGGUCAUGCUCACCUUCCGGCUCUUCUCUCUUGGAUGCUCUGCCUCUGGUCUCCUGGCUUCACAUUCUUCAAGACUGUUGGGACGUAGCCCCCAGGACUUCUCUUUACAUCCUUUCUCACUGACAUCCUGCCUUGCCAUGGGUGGCGGUCUCAAGUUCUUAUCUCCACAGGUCAUCCAUUGGCCUUGAUGAGGUGGCCAGGUGACCAGGUGACCUCAACUCUUCUCCUUUCUGGGUGACACUCUGAGUCUUAGGGCAACUCAUUAUCAACAUACUUCUGAGAAAAAAAAAAUGCCCCAGGUCUGCCUUCUGACCCUGCUCUCCCAUCCUUCACCUCCUUCACCUCCAGAUGCCCACUGCCUUGGACUUCUAUGUCCUGAGACCUCAUG